AUCACAACGGGCACUUCGCAUGCUCCCCGUCACACCUACCAUGCAUGUCCGGUGUCAAUUGCUCUCCAGACGCAUUCCGGCCGCAGGAGCUGUUGGUCGCUCUGCUCACCAGGCGCAGCGAACGUAUGCAACCACUGCGCCCACGCCUGCGCCCGCAGUGAAGAACCCUCUCCAGCGGCGACGCGGCGGUGAUCUUGGCUCCCACCUUCCCAAAAAUGUCAUUCCCAAAGAUGCAUAUAUUCCCGCAUACCCAUACGGCGAGCACAGGCUGUUCAAGCAAGCAAACAAGGGUCUUUACGGCGAGCAGAUGAUACGGUUCGGCAACAAUGUCUCUAAAGAAACCGAGACCAAGACCCGGCGGAAAUGGCAGCCAAACGUCCUAUCCAAGAGUCUGUACUCGGUUGCAUUGAAGAAGAGGAUAAAACUGCGCAUCACAGCCAAGGUGCUCAAGACAAUGGACCGUGAAGGUGGACUGGACGAGUAUCUACUCAAGGACAAUGUGGCACGCAUCAAAGAGCUUGGGCCUAUGGGAUGGGCACUCCGCUGGACGCUCAUGCAGAAGCCAGAGGUUAUUGAGCGAUUGCGUGCCGAUGCCGCGGCUCUGGGACUUGACCAAGCCACCAUCGACAAGCAAUGGCCAACUCCUCAGAUGAUGGCUGUACGCAAAGCGGCUGAAGGCACACCUGGACUUGAAAGCGAAGAGUUUCUGGAAAGCGAAGAGCAACAGAUGUGGGCACCAGAAGAAGCCGACACGCCUGAAAGCCCCUCACUUGAGAUUGAGCUGCUCGAAAAGUAUGAGAAGGGAACCGCAGCCUUUGCUGCCAACGAAUACCUCAAAGCCGUCAAGGCUGCACAGCGGUACUUGACCCGAGGUCUCGUAGACAGCGAGGAGGAGGGCCUCAAACUAGCCUUCAUCCGAGCAAAAGAGCGCAAAGAAGCAGCCGUUUCCCUCAAACAAAAAACCUACAGGAGAUACAAAGAGGCAGGCCUCACUGUCGAGGACUUGCAGGAAAUCCGGAACCGCUUCAGUCUGCCCAACAUCAAAGACUACACUGCCAUGAAGAUUGCCUACAACCAGCGUAAGCGAAAGGAGAUUGAAGAAGCUGGUAGUAUAGAGGCUUGGAAAGCAGCUGCUCGGCCCGACAAGCAAGCUGCCGAAGCCACAUAUGCUGCUCGCGUGCAAGCAGCUGGCGGCGAAGCAGCUUUCCGGGCCGCGCAAAAGGCGGAGUACGCAAAGGUAAUCGCAGAGGCGGAAACCGCUUCCACCAACCAGACUCUGGACGCGGAAAGGCGGAGAUACCUUGAGCGGGCGAUUCAUAAGGCAGACUUGGCCAUUAAGGCAAAGGCAGCGGGCGGUCAGGACGAUUAUGUCGAGUCCAUGUUGGAGGAUCGUCGUAGGACAGCAUCUGCUUCUGAUGGUCUGCGGGGUAUCUACGAGGGAUCUGUGCAGGAGAAGACUGCGCGUGGUGAUGCUUGGGCUGCGCUUGUUAAUUCGAGCAAUAAGGCUGCGUCGAGUCAGCCACGUGCCUAAAGCGGGGUUGUAUGAUUUAUAUGCCGGCUUUGUAAAAAUAUCGUAUGUGUACCAUGGAACUUGAGCAAUACUUAUUGCGUGGUACCUCUUCGUCAGCUACAUGCUUGCCACUUGAAACUUUGAUGUCACAAGGAAAAACUUUCACCUUUUUUUCUU
Bipolaris sorokiniana ND90Pr is the source of this 1687-nucleotide messenger RNA. RefSeq lists its product as uncharacterized. Lineage: Eukaryota; Fungi; Ascomycota; Dothideomycetes; Pleosporales; Pleosporaceae. Gene Ontology annotation, molecular function: structural constituent of ribosome. The record is from RefSeq and is a predicted model, not a curated record. Gene Ontology annotation, cellular component: mitochondrial large ribosomal subunit. The transcript has a single exon. Bases 41 to 1531 code for a protein of 496 amino acids.